This is a messenger RNA of Gigantopelta aegis, 2710 nucleotides long. RefSeq lists its product as uncharacterized. The record is from RefSeq and is a predicted model, not a curated record. Bases 5 to 2368 code for a protein of 787 amino acids. Lineage: Eukaryota; Metazoa; Mollusca; Gastropoda; Neomphalida; Peltospiridae. The transcript is spliced from 10 exons. Gene Ontology annotation, molecular function: signaling receptor activity.
GAGAAUGAAGGUUCUACAGAUCCUGCUGUUUGUUAUAAUGAUCCAAGAUGUUUGUGGACUGCCGACAUUUCACAAGAGAAUGGUGAUGUUUACCGACUAUAUGAGCUGGAAUGCUGCCCAUUUGAUCUGUAAAGUGACCGGGGGCGCACUACUCACCAUCAAGGACGAGACGGAACGAUUGGUCGUGAAGGAUUUCUUCAACCAAUCACUGUGGAGGGACGAAGGGAGUUAUAUAUCAGACUUUUGGAUUGGUCUACACGUUGAGAUCUACUCGGAGCCAAAGGUCUACUACUGGAGUACAUGUGAGGGACCAUUUGACCUCACUCAGACUGGUUGGUUAAGCGGUUCGUCCAAGGACCAAUGUUCGGAUGUGUCUAACAGUGCUUAUGUGAGAGAUGCAGCCUGUAGCAAGGACCUGAAAUAUAUCUGUGAAUACAUCGGAGGUGAAUGCCCAUUUGCUGUUUACAACGACACCAAGGGAGGUGAUCCUAGCUCUUACAGUGUGACGGCAAAUGGCACAGCUGACUGUAUGGACGUCUGUAGCAGCAGUCUGCUCGAUGGGCUGGAGUGUUGGGCGGCCACGUGGCACAAGCCGAGCAGACGAUGCGGUCUUCACUUCACGGAAAACAAGACGUAUUACCACGAUCCCGCAAACCAAAACUCCGCGGUGGAGUACACGCUAUACGCUAAGACCUGUUACUCUGCUGACGUGGACAGCACGAGAUUCUCCGGGUAUAAGGUGUAUUCUACAUACCCUUUUGAAACGUGUGUCAAUUCGCAUCCACUCGGACAAGCAAAAGUGUACGCGUUGUUUACGAUACCCAAGUCAUGGGAUGAAGCACGGUCCGUCUGUCAACAACUUGGAUACGAACUGCUGAUAGUCGACUCAUCUACAGACUACGCCAACAUAGAACAUAUUUUCGGAUCUACUGUUUUAAAAUACUGGAUUGGUCUUCGUGGCAAAAACCAGAACUUUUUGUGGACAACAGGCCAACCAAUCUCUUCGGCUGCUUGGGCCGCCAUGGAGCCCUUUAAUUCCCCUGAAGAGACCUGUGUAUUCUCAUCCAGCGACAAGUGGUUCACCGCCAACUGCAGUGAACAAUUGCCAUAUAUUUGUCAAACGACCAAUGCUUCCUGCACGUACGAGAUGUUGAAGAAUACCAAAGGACCCACCAAUAACGACCAAGGGAGCCUGGAUUUCGAACAGUGCCGUGCGGCCUGUGAAUCGAACGCUGACUGCAGGGGGUUUACACAUCUAAACGGUGUUUUUGUAUUUAUGUGCUACAUCCACAUCUCACAAGACCCACUCUACCUGUAUGAUUCAUCGAUACUCCAAAGCAACUUGAUUUUGGCCCUACAUAGGUGGACCUGCGCGUUUGGUGUUACAAACGACAAAGAGCCAUUUUUAUAUUUACCUGGUCCGGGUGUUGUCGGUAAUAACAUAACAGAACAAUUUCCACUUGAGAGUUCUUCAUCAUUGGUUGAAAAUGUAGUGACGUCAUCGUCUUUAGAGGUUCUGACGACAGCUGAGUCCAUAUCGCCAAGCAGUAUCACCACCUUUGAGACAACCGCCAGUUUAUCCAGUGGAUUCGUCUCUAGUACAGACGUUUUAGAUACCAUGGCAACUGCAUCAGGUAGUCCACAGGCCAUAGUGGAAACAUCUGUAGACGAAACGUCAUUGGUUUUGGAUGUCUCUACCAGCAUGCCACUGGAACAGAGUUCUCCAGGGUCCAUUGAUCCAUCAAGCGUUUCUGAGAGUGUUACGUUCUUACAGUCUAGUUUAGCAGACUCACCAGGUUACCCAACCUCCUUGUUAUCCUCGUACCCAACAACAGGUAUUGCUGCAUCAAUAUCCAGUAUGACACAGCUCUGGAGUACAUCACUAUAUAUUGCAACAGAAGACUUCAGCGUGUCACUAUCCAGUACAACAGAAAUUCCGAGUGUGUCACCAUCCACUUCAACAGAAAGUCUGAGUGUGUCACCAUCCACUUCAGCAGAAAGUCUGAGUGUGUCACCAUCAGUUUCAACAGAAGGUCAAACUGCAUCUGUGUCCUACACAAAAGAAUGGACCACCGCACCACCUCCUGUGUCAUGCCCCUGCCGGUGUAUUAAAAACUUGACGACACAAGAAACAGAAAAGCUCGUCCAGGAAAUACAGAAGGCGUUGUUUGUUGAACCAAAGUCGACAUCGAAGGCGAUCAUGUCUAAGAAGAGUGCCGAGGACCCGCGACCGAGUGCUCAGACUGCCGGUUACGCAGCCAUUAUAUUUCUGACCAUCACAUUUGGAGUGUUUUUCCUCCUGGAUCUGACGACGUUGGUGCAUCAUAUAAAGAUGGCAAUACAGCGCCUGGUUCAUAGGAAAGGAUGACCUUUUAGAAACACGGGUUGCAGUAACGUAUUUCUCACGUGCAUACCGAUUACAGGCACUGACCCUAAUUAUUCGUUCAGCUAUUUUCGGCCAUUUUGAUUUUGUUUCUUUGUUGGGAUUGACAAGACGGCAACAAGGAGAGAGGCACUGACAUGUAUACAUAUAACAUAUAAAAUACUUAAUAUUGAAAACAAUCACUGUAAUAUAGUGCACGUAUACAUAAUGACACCGUUAAUCAUUAUUAAAUAACCCCUUAUAUGAUAUAUGAUAUGGUAUGAUAUGACAUGACAUGACAUGACAUGACAUGACAUGACAUGACAUGACAUGACAUGACAUAUGAUA